Molecule: messenger RNA, 1389 nt
Organism: Rubroshorea leprosula
Lineage: Eukaryota; Viridiplantae; Streptophyta; Magnoliopsida; Malvales; Dipterocarpaceae
Source: the annotation of a GenBank genome assembly
AAUCCAUCCAUAUAAUUGAAGUAACUCAAAACAAUAUUGAAAAAACAAGCUCUUUCCUACAAGAAACUACGAACUAUUGGUGUCUUCUGUACAGACCACCUUGUGACAUUAUCAAUGGCGUUGGGCAGAGUGAGAGCUCUACUCCCUCUUACCAAACGUAAAUAUUCCCUCAUUUCUCCUCCCUUUCCAUGCUAUACGAUGCGCAGAUUCUCUUCCUCACCACUUUCAUCCCAGUUUGAGAAUGUUGGAUUCAUAGGGCUUGGAAACAUGGGGUCGAGAAUGGCUUCAAAUCUACUCAAGGCUGGAUACAAGCUUACUGUUCAUGAUGUAAACCAUAAUGUCACAAAGAUGUUUACUAACGUGGGAGUUCCCUCAAAAGAAACACCUUUUGAAGUUGCAGAGGCAAGUGAUGUAGUAAUUACUAUGCUGCCUUCAUCAAAUCAUGUUAUGGAUGUUUACAUGGGACCAAAUGGUUUACUUGAUGAAAGGAGUCCCCUAAGACCACAUCUAUUAAUAGAUUCAUCAACCAUUGAUCCGCAAACAUCAAGGAAGCUCUCUGCUAAAGUGGCUUCUUGCACUUUGAAAGAAAAGAAAGAUAACUGGGAGAAUCCUUUAAUGCUGGAUGCUCCCGUCUCUGGAGGAGUUCUUUCUGCGGAAGCUGGCACACUUACUUUCAUGGUAGGUGGCUCUGAAGAUGCUUAUCUGGCUGCCAAAUCUUUACUCCUCUCUAUGGGAAAAAAUGCGAUUUUUUGUGGUGGGGCAGGAAAUGGUUCAGCAGCAAAGAUAUGCAACAAUUUGGCAAUGGCUGUGAGUAUGCUGGGUGUUUCUGAAGCCCUUUCUCUUGGUCAGUCAUUAGGAAUAAGUGCCAGUACUCUGACAAAGAUAUUUAAUUCUUCAACUGCUCGCUGUUGGAGUAGUGACAGCUAUAAUCCAGUUCCUGGAGUGAUGGAAGGGGUGCCUUCUUCAAGGAAUUAUACUGGUGGUUUUGCAUCCAAACUUAUGGCUAAAGACUUGAACCUUGCUGUAGCAUCAGCCAAAGAGGUCGGUCUUAAAUUUCCACUGAUGUCCCAAGCCCAGGAAAUAUAUGCAGAGAUUUGCAAGGAUGGCCAUGAAAUCGAGGACUUCUCCUGUGUUUUCCGCCAUCAUUACUCUGGAAAAGAUGAGUUUAAUUAGGUAGACCAUUGGAAAUUAUUUCCUAAACCAAAAGUUCAAGCAGGGGUCAGUUUUAAACUUCCCUGCUGCUGUAUCUAAAUAAGUAUUGUCUUUGAUCUUUAAUUCAAUUGAGUCCUCCGAGUCCUCCGCUAUUUGUUAAUAAAAAUGGGGCUUUUUGCCUCCUAAAAUAUUACCAUCAGUUUUGGUCCCGUUUGCCCAUAAAUUUACCUAUGGAUC